Molecule: messenger RNA, 1835 nt
Organism: Entelurus aequoreus (snake pipefish)
Lineage: Eukaryota; Metazoa; Chordata; Actinopteri; Syngnathiformes; Syngnathidae
Product: extracellular matrix protein 2
Exons: 10
Coding region: 2-1702 (566 amino acids)
Biological process (GO): extracellular matrix organization; positive regulation of cell-substrate adhesion
Cellular component (GO): extracellular matrix
Molecular function (GO): heparin binding; collagen V binding; protein binding
Source: RefSeq, a predicted model, not a curated record
AAUGCCAAGUGUUUCCCAAUCUUCAUCAACAGGUGUGGAUGAUAUUGUACAAAUGCAAUCCGAAGAGCAGCUGCCGGACCUCGGAAAGCUGACAGCAGAUAGAGAAAAAAGAGGAGCCUCAUGGUGGAAGAGGAAGCAUGCAGCCACAGUGGACUCUUUUGCAUAUAGAAUAGCAGGUAUAGGGCGACCCCUGGCGGGCUGGAGGAUGAACAACAAAGCUGAGGAUGCGAGCAGCGCUUUAAUGGUCGUGUUGAAGGAACUUCAUUCUGAGAAGAGGAAGCUGAGGAGUCAAGGGGAAGCCCAGAAGGAAGAGGAGGAAGAUGACGACGAUGAUGACGACGACGACGACGACGACGACGACGAGGAGGAGGAAGAAGAUGAGGAGGAGGAAGAGGAAGACGAGGAGGAAGGAGCAGAAGAAGAGGAAGAGGAAGAGGAAGGAGCAGAAGAAGAGGAAGAGGAACCAACUGAAGCUCCCAGCAACCAAACAGAAACAAGCGUCAGUCCCCUGGCUCAGUGUCAGACUGACAGCAAUGAAAUAAGCUGCAGGGAUGUCGGCAUGACUCACCUGCCAAUCAUCCACAACCUGGAGGCCACUAAGCUGGACAUUGCAGGGAACAACAUCCGAAUAAUUGCUCCAGAAGGUUUCUCCGGCCUGUCAAAGCUGAAAACAUUGGACCUCAGCAAAAACCAACUGAUUGAUGAGUCAUUCAGCCAAAAGCAACUGUAUAACUUGACCUCACUGAAGAAGCUGAACUUAGAUGGCAACCAGCUCACAAAGGUACCGCCGCUGCCGCCGUCUCUUGAAGAGCUGAGCCUGAACAACAACAGGCUCGGCGCCCUCUCCCUUCAUAGUUUCACAGGUUUGACCAACCUGUUGAGCCUGGCGCUGGAAGACAACAGUCUGCACGAAGGCACUGUGUCACGCCAAGCAUUCAAACCGCUCAAGAGGCUUCACCACCUCAAGCUAGAGAACAACCGCUUCCGCUCGCUUCCCCACGGCCUUCCCCUCUCUCUGCAGACAUUAGAGAUGGAUAGGAAUCUGAUAGAGGAGGUGACAGGGGAGCCACUGAGGGGCUGCACUCGUUUGACGGAGCUGGACCUGAGUCACAACCUCCUGCACAAUGAAGGCCUCAGCCAACGUGCCUGGAACCGCCUCAGAAGCCUUGAAGCCUUGGACCUGUCUUCCAACCACCUGACAUCGGUGCCAUUGAAUCUUCCUCGUCCUCUCCAAAAACUCUACCUUCAACACAACAACAUAAGCCACAUCCCUGCCCUCAUCUUUCGCCACAUGCGGCCCGGCCUACGCUCACUUGAUCUGUCCCACAAUGCAUUGAGGAAUGAGGGUAUCGAGCGAGGGUCUUUUGUCGGAACGUACCGCUCGUUGGUUGAACUCCUGAUGGACAAUAACAUUCUUGGAGAGGUCCCUCGCUGGGUACGGCAGUUUAAGAACCUGCAGAGGCUGAGACUGGACAACAAUCAUAUCAGGCUGGUGAGGCAGUGGGAAGUGUGUCACCCAAGAAAUUCUGGCUCCACUUUGUCUUCCGUCCACUUGGAAAAUAACCUGCUGGUGGUGGAGAAGAUACCCCCCAAUGCCUUCAAGUGUCUCACGGAUGCACAGGGACUAGUCCUCCAUCCUCAGCAGGGUUCAACAACUACACUUGAACAUGAGCUCAACACAAGUUGGCAAGAAUUAGUAUGACAAGUUACAGUAAUAACCCGCUCAACAGUGCAGCAACUCACUCGAAAAACAUUAUCUGGACAAUAUUUAAUUGUGAAAAUGUCCAGAUAUUUUCAAAACUGUUAGGAUAUGAUAUCAACAUGUUCAUACUUUG